Labeo rohita (rohu) is the source of this 1396-nucleotide messenger RNA. RefSeq names its product acyl-CoA binding domain containing 6 (gene acbd6). Gene Ontology annotation, molecular function: protein binding; fatty-acyl-CoA binding. The record is from RefSeq and is a predicted model, not a curated record. Bases 172 to 1074 code for a protein of 300 amino acids. NCBI's taxonomy places the organism in Eukaryota, Metazoa, Chordata, Actinopteri, Cypriniformes, Cyprinidae. The transcript has 8 exons.
AUUAUUGUGACGUACCAUUCACGGACCGUUUCUCAAAACAAGUCCGACUGAAUCGGAUUACGGAUAACGUACUGUAGCAGUCAACUGCCUGCGCUGUUUUUAUUAUCAAUUAAUAUUAAUUAAAGCAAAAAUACUGCUGAUUACCCCUAUACGGUAUCUUCAUCCUCUUCAAUGGCGUCUAGAUCUCCGUCCUCUUCCCCAGACUCAGCGACGGGCUCUGGUACUGAUCCAGCCCGGCCCGACACCGGCGAGCCGCUCGGUGGAGGUUCUGAUUCGGAUUCAGAUUUCGGAUUAGGGAAAUUUGAUUGCAGUGCUGGGGAUGCAGCGCUUCGAUUAGAAGGAGCCGAUCUAGAGAAUGAAUUCGAGGCGGCAGCGGACCGGGUCAGAGAUCUCGUCCAGACAGCCAGUAGAGAGCAGCUGCUGUAUCUGUACGCCAGGUUCAAACAGGUUAAAGUGGGAAAGUGCAAUACAUCAAAACCUGGUUUCUUCGAUUUCGAGGGUCAGAGAAAAUGGUCAGCAUGGAAACAACUGGGGGACAUGAGUGCAGAGCAGGCCAUGAAAGAGUAUGUGUCCUGUGUGCAUGCCCUGGAUCCUGAAGGCAGCCAAAAGUCAUCUGAGCGAAGGGGAGGAGAGAAGCGAACUGGAUUCGGCGGGCCAGCGGUUAGCUCUCUAUACCAAGAGGAAAAGAUAAGGGAAGAGGACAAAAAUAUUUUCGACUAUUGCAGAGAGAACAACAUCGAACACAUCAGCAAGGCCAUCAGCUCCAAGAAAGUGGAUGUGAAUACAAGGGAUGAAGAGGGCCGGGCUCUUCUGCACUGGGCGUGUGACAGGGGCCACAAAGACCUGGUGUCUCUACUCUUGCAAAACAAUGCUGAUAUCAAUAGCCAGGAUGACGAAGGACAGACCGCACUGCACUAUGCCUCAGCUUGUGAGUUUGCAGAAAUCGUUGAGUUGCUCCUGAAGGCCGGAGCUGACCCGUCAAUCAAAGAUCAAGAGGGCUCCCUUCCAGAGGAGGUGACAGAGUCUAGCGCCAUCUCCUCUCUCCUGCGCCAGUACACUGCUCCUAAAGGCUAAAUCUCACUCUGUGAAAUCUCACUCCACAAGAUCAAACCCAAACCACAUGAUCUCCAUCCAGCUAAAAGUUCAUACAAACAGUGCUCCUCAUUCAAAUGGUACAUGCCUGCUGUCAAACUGACACUAGUUCCAGAACUGAACUCAGUUCAGCAUUCUAGAACUAUUAGCAUUGAUUCCACUUGGCUGUGAAGCACAGAAGUUAUACUUUCAAACAGUUAAGUUCAGACAACCUGUCCUCCCCCGUCCUAGAAUGGUACAUUCCAAUGAAUGUGUUACUGUUGUUACUAUUAAAGACAUGGAAUCUUAAAAUGGUGUCUCCUUU